UCCUUCUAUGUAUCUGAAGCUAAUUAGACAUAUUGGGUUUAUAAUUAUGAAAUAGUUAGGGUUUUAUUUUGUUAAUUAUAAUUUCUAUGAUUCUGAGUUGCUGGAUUUGUUUAGGGUUUUGUUAGUUUCUUGUUAAUAACUUUGAUUCUAUGCUUCUGAGUUGCUGGGUUCAAAUUUGCUUGUUUUGCUUAGUUCAAAUUCUAUGAUUCUCUGAUUUUGAUUCUGUGAUUCUGUGAUUCUGAAUUGAUUUUUGGUUUUCUGCAUUUAUUUUGCUUGUUUUGAAAUUUUGUUAAUCAUACUGAUGAGUUACUAUGUAAUUUCACUAAUUUUUGUUCAAUAAUCAUUGCUUCAUUGUUGCUGUUUGUUGGUAUUGUUUACUUUAUUGUUGGUAUUCUUGUUUGUUGAUUCAUUGUUGCUCUUGCUUAGCACUAUUUUGGUUUUUUCUUCUUCCUUCCUUGAAUAUGUUUCACUUCUAUUUCACUGCUGCUAUUAUUGAGUAUUGAUGAGGUAAUUCUGAAUUGAAUAGAUGUCUUUAUUAAUCAAAUUAGAAAAUUUUGUAGAUGUCUUUAUUCUUUAUCAUGUUGAGUGUUUACUCUUAAAAUUUAUUUUAAUCAGGUGAUUCUAGAUGAUAGAUUAAGUAUGUAUGUAUGUAUGUAUGUAUGUAUCAAUGGGUUGAUUAGAUGGUUGCUGGAUUGAUGGAUCUAAUUGCAGUCUUGCUCUUAUUGUUGCAUAGAAGGUUCUGAUAACUGAUAUGAUUCAAGAUUCACCUUUUUUGUUAGCAUGACUUAUAUGCUCUUAAACUUUGAGUUGAUUCAUUGAUGUGUCAACGCCAAUCUCUUGCUUGUUAUCAUUCGCCUUCUGUCUUGCCUUGCGUUUUGAGAGCUUCAUAUUUGGCUCUAGACUGAGGGAUAUUGCUAUGUCCUCCACUGCUGAAUUGUUGAUGUUUUCUUUAUCAUUGUUCUUCAGUGACUUAAGCAAUGUGGAUUUGGCCACCCUCCCUUGUGUAUCAAAAUUCUCAAUUGGAUUCAACACAGAGGAAACAUCAUGAUCCCUUUCUUGAGUUUCUUCUUUCUUGUCCUGCCUCAGGCUAUUAACUUCGGUCUCCGUUAUUUCAGCCGAUGAAAUUGGUUUCCUAUAAUCAGUCAACAGCGAAAACAAUGACUCUGAAGACUCUUCUUGAAUUCCAUUGACAUCACCACCUUCUUCUCUGGCAGAAGAAUUUUUUUCUUCAGGAUUCACCUUCUCUAUGGCAAUGUAAUUUUGUUGCUCAGCAGGUUUUUCUAUGUCUGCUUCCUUGUUGGAUGAAGAGAAUUAAACUUUGAGUUGAUUCAUUGAUUUGGGCACAUGUAUCAUGGCAUUAUAUUCUUUUGUGAUUGCAUUGUAUCAUUCCCGCUUCGAUGACUUCAGUUCAAGUUCCUGCAAGGCUAUUGCUGACUCUGCUGUUGUUUCUUUUCUAUGCUUCACCUUCUCAUUCCUCAAAACCAGAGAGAGCCCCACAGAAAGAGUGGUGGAGGACAAUAAGUGGAAUGGAGGAAGAGGAUGGUGGUGGUGGUGGUAGCAGGCCAUUGAAGGUUACGUUCUCUGAAGCUGCAAUCAACUGGACCGAUGCCAUACCCAUCGGAAAUGGCCGUCUUGGGGCUAUGAUUUGGGGUGGUGUUUCAUCGGAGCUUCUCCAGCUAAAUGAGGACACACUUUGGACUGGAAUGCCUGGCGAUUACACCAACAGCAGUGCUCCAGCAGCAUUGGCUAAAGUUAGAAAACUUGUUGAUAACAGAAAUUACUCUCAAGCUACAGAAGAAGCUGUCAAUUUGUCAGGAGAGCCUUCUGCUGUAUACCAACUUCUUGGUGAUAUCAAGCUAGAAUUUGACGAUUCUCAUGCUGCAUACUCGAAUGAGUCUUACUACAGAGAGCUGGAUUUGGAUACUGCAACAGCAAAAGUAAAAUACUCUGUUGGUGAUGUUGAAUUCAGCAGAGAACAUUUUGCUUCUAAUCCAGACCAAGUGAUAGUGUCAAGGAUUUCUGCAAGCAAGCCAGCUUCUUUGUCAUUUACAGUGUCUUUGGAUAGCAAAUUACCUCACAAUUUGCAAGUUAGUGGCCAAAAUCAGGUAAUAAUGGAAGGAAGUUGUCCUAGCAGAAGGAUACCACCGAAUGCAAAGUCACCACCUUCAUCGAUGGCUAAUUCAAGUAUUGAUCCGAAGGGAAUUAAGUUUUCUGCUGUCCUUGAUGUACAAAUUACUGGUGAGAAGGGGGUUGUGCAUGUUUUGGAAGGUCCAAAGCUUAGGAUUGAAGGUUCAGAUUCUGCUAUUUUGCUUCUGACAGCUUCUUCUUCAUUUGAUGGGCCAUUCACUAAGCCUGAAAACUCUAAGAAGAAUCCUACUUCAGAUUCCCUCAAUACAAUGAUAUCGGUUAAAAAGUUGUCAUAUGCUAACCUUUAUGCACGCCACUUGGAUGACUAUCAAAAUCUAUUUCAUCGUGUGUCGUUGCAACUCUCAAAAAGCAGCAAGGCUGCUGUGAAGGAUAGGAAAUUGGCUUCCUCUCAAUCUAACAUCCCUCAAACCAUUCCAACUUCGGCGAGAAUCAGCUCUUUUCAAACAGAUGAAGAUCCUUCAUUUGUGGAGCUCUUGUUUCAAUAUGGUAGGUAUAUACUAAUUUCUAGUUCGCGUGCUGGAACUCAGGUCUCAAACCUACAGGGCAUAUGGAACAAGAAUCUUGAGCCUGCAUGGGACGGUGCGCCUCACUUGAACAUUAAUCUUCAAAUGAACUAUUGGCCAACUCUUGCUUGCAAUCUACAUGAAUGUCAAGAGCCAUUAUUUGAUUACAUUUCCUCUUUGUCAGUCACUGGUAGUAAAACUGCAAAGGUGAACUAUGAAGCAAACGGUUGGGUUGCACAUCAAGUUUCUGACAUAUGGGCUAAAUCGUCCCCAGAUCGAGGUCUUGCAGUUUGGGCAUUAUGGCCAAUGGGUGGAGCUUGGCUUUGUACCCAUCUAUGGGAGCAUUAUACUUAUACAAUGGACAAAGAUUUUCUAAAAAAUAAGGCAUAUCCUUUAUUGGAAGGUUGUACUUCGUUUCUGUUGGAUUGGUUGAUUGAAGGUCCUAAUGGAUUAUUAGAAACCAACCCAUCAACUUCACCAGAGCACAUGUUCAUUGCACCAGAUCAAAAGCCUGCCAGUGUGAGCUACUCGACUACUAUGGACAUAUCGAUCAUCAAAGAAGUUUUCUCUUCAAUUGUAUCUGCUGCUGAGGUUCUGGGGACAAGCAAUGAUGCUAUUAUCAAAAGGGUAACUGAGGUUCAGUCCAAGCUUCCACCAACAAAAAUUGCUAGUGAUGGUUCCAUUAUGGAAUGGGCAGAAGAUUUCCAAGACCCUGAAAUACAUCAUAGACAUGUUUCACAUUUAUUUGGCCUGUUUCCAGGGCACACAAUAACUCCUGACAAAACUCCUGACCUCUGUAAAGCCGCAGAUUAUACUCUAAUUAAAAGAGGAGAGGAAGGUCCAGGGUGGUCAACAACUUGGAAAGCUGCGUUAUGGGCAAGACUUAAGAACAGUGAGCAUGCAUAUCGCAUGUUAAAGCACUUGAUUGUAUUGGUGGACCCUUUUCAUGAAAGUAACUAUGAAGGAGGACUCUACAGUAACCUCUUCACUACACAUCCUCCAUUCCAGAUUGAUGCUAACUUUGGUUUCUCAGCAGCAGUUGCAGAAAUGCUUGUUCAGAGCACAAUGAAGGACCUUUACUUGCUUCCGGCAUUGCCUCGCGACAAAUGGCCGAACGGCUGCGUGAAAGGAUUGAAAGCACGUGGCGGGAUCACAGUGAACAUAUGCUGGAAAGAAGGUGAUCUGCAUGAAGUUGGGCUUUGGUCAGAAAACCAGAAAUCCCAAGUGAGACUACACCAUAGAGAAACCAUGGUGCUAGCUGAAUUAUCACCAGGCAUAGUUUACUCUUACAAUAAUCAGUUGAAGUGUGUGAAGACAUACUCUCUUUAAGUGAUUCAUUGAAAUCUUUCUUCCAACCUGGUCAAUAAUUCCACUAAGGAGCUUGCAUUCAUUUGGUACAUCUUGAUUCAUUUCAUUUCAUUUUAUAAUGAUUUAUAAUUGUAUUCUUCCUAGAAGAGUGUUAUCUUAGCCACGGAUCAUGUAAUUUAACAGUGAAAUAUUCGAUCAAUGUAUUUGCACAACAGUUGAGGGUAUAAAGGCAUUUAAUAGUAUAAUACUACC
This is a messenger RNA of Arachis stenosperma, 4211 nucleotides long. RefSeq names its product alpha-L-fucosidase 2. Gene Ontology annotation, biological process: carbohydrate metabolic process. The transcript is spliced from 12 exons. The record is from RefSeq and is a predicted model, not a curated record. Bases 1398 to 3980 code for a protein of 860 amino acids. Gene Ontology annotation, molecular function: alpha-L-fucosidase activity. NCBI's taxonomy places the organism in Eukaryota, Viridiplantae, Streptophyta, Magnoliopsida, Fabales, Fabaceae.